GGGGACCUCUCCACCCCCGGGUUUGGUAGAAAAAGGCUCCUUUCGUCAUGUCCUGACACCAUGGCCGGUGGCAUGUCGUCAAGCUAUGCUGGGGUUUCCUAGAGGGUUGGUAAUGGAGUGCUGCCAACGGUGAUGUUCAGAAACGCCCACGUCAUUCUGUAGCAACCAGGAGUUUGGUGAAGAUUGCUGCCGACACGUCUGUUAGUACCCUGCCAACUCACCAUGCUCCAAGAAAGGUAUAUUUCGUUAUACAUGACCUCCUGGUGUUGGGUAAAGGUACGACAUAGAGCGGUGCUGGCUACUUGCAUGGUCCUGCUGUUUUUUAGUGCCGAUAGUGGAUGGAAGUUAAAUCGUAGUUGUAAUUCUGAUUUUGAAUUGGUUUGGAGUACUAUUGUAGGAAGAACUUUCUCGAAGAUAUCAAUGGAGGCUUCCUGCUCCUCCCCUCGGGGUCCUAUUUCCGAGGAGGACAAGCUAAGAGUGAGAGAAAUUUUGAAGGAGUGUUAUCUGAAGGGAAUUCUUCCCGAGGAGUUUGCUCCGGAAGUAGUCGAGUCAGGCUCUGAUUAUGUUAGAAUUGUGGUUAACAAGGAGUUCUAUGAUGUCCAAGCUGAAUGGUUAGCAGAACACUCGAUGACUAUCCACUUCGGGGACGACUCCACCUCCCUACCUGUCAAAGUUAAGAACAGAUUAGUUCGAAUUUAUGAGGAGGGGUGGGUCAGGCGGUUACAGGUGAUGGUGGGGGAGCUGUCUUUGCAGUUGAAUGAGGAGCCAGAAGACGAAGGGGGAGCGAUCUCUCUGGCUGUUUGGUUGAAGAAUAUGGCCGACGACAUGCUGGACAUCAUCUGGGGGAUGGAGGAAGGGCCGGAUCCCCAGCUGGAAGCCUGCAUCGAUUGGAAGAGGGCAGAGGCCAUGAUGUCUACCUACUAUGACCUCUUAGCUGAGGGUCGCAACCUGCGCUGUAAGCUUGAAGACCAAUUGAAGGGCAAAGACGACCUGGAGGGUGAGGAGUGGCAGGAGGACGGAGCGCAGGGAGACAAGGUUAACUCCAGCGUCAGCAUCAACAACAACAACAUCAACGACAACAACAACAUCAACAACAACAAUGACUACAACAACAACAACGACAACAACAACGGUUACAACAACAACAACAAUGAUGACAACAUCAACAUCAACAACCAAAACGUCAACAACAACACCUACAACGGAAGCGCUGAACAUGGCAGCAGCGGGGUGGAGAACGGUGCCCGCGCAUAUCUGGUCAUCGUCAGCAACAUGGGAGAGAUGCCGCACGUGGAUGUGGUGGAAUUCGGGGCUGACAACAACAAUGGCGAGGGCGGCAACGACGAUGAUGGCGGCAGGGAUCUCCAUGACAACAGUCACAACAACGACAACAAUAACAACGUCGACAACAACAACAACAGCGGUGAUGGCGGCAGCGACGACGAUGGCGGCAGCGACGACCCCGGCAGCAGCGGGGCAGAGAGCAUCAGCAUGACGGGAGAGAUGCUGCAUGCUGGCGUGGAGGGGAGUGGGCUUGACACAGAUAAGAGGUUAGCCAACUUCCCCCUCCUCCCCCCUCUCAACCUCGUUGGUUGGCUGAAGGUAGGAGUGGGAUAGUCGUUGUUGGGAGUGGGAUAGUCGCGGUUGAUUGGUGUUGUCCGGCCCACAAUAUC
Messenger RNA from Chara braunii, 1673 nucleotides. The record is from the annotation of a GenBank genome assembly. NCBI's taxonomy places the organism in Eukaryota, Viridiplantae, Streptophyta, Charophyceae, Charales, Characeae.